AUGGUUUGGCAAGACAUGAUGGGCCUCGCCGCCCGCGCGGUCUUUGCCCGCGAAAUCGACCACUCUACCCCAGACAUUGACGACCCUUGGCCAGCUAAGGAUAUUGCCUACGUUGCCAUCAUCGGUGGUCUCAUGUUGGCUGCCCUGCUUGAGUGGUUCCUCUGGGUCGCUGCUUUCCUGUACUGCAUUGUCAAGGUCUUCCAGAAGGCCGAGACGAUCAGUGUCCGCAUUCUGUCCAUCUUCUUCGGUAUCCUCUUCUUCGCUCUCCGUGCCAUCUUCUUGCCUAUCAUGGUCGUAACCCUCCCCCUCCCGUCGCAAGUUACCAAGUACUUCCCCCAGGAGAUGGUUGGCUUCCUCCAGUGGUUCGCCUUCUGGUCGUUUGCCGGUCUCUUGACCGUCCCGUGGUUGUUCUGUGUCUACCAGCUCGUCACCCACUCCGUUGGCCGCAGCCGCAGGAUUAAAUCCGUCCUCGACGAGGCAUCCGCCCCCAAGGUCGUCAUCAUCAUGCCCUGCUACAAGGAGAUUCCCGAGAUUCUUCUCCGAACUUGCGACUCCCUGGUCGACUGCGAAUACCCGCCCUCCUGCCUGCACAUCUUCCUCUCCUUUGACGGAGACCAGGAGGACGAGCUCUACCUCAACACCAUUGAGAAACUCGGUGUCCCGCUCACGCUCGACACCUACCCCAAGUCCAUCGAUGUCAUCUACCGUAGCUGCCGCAUUACCAUCUCCCGCUUCCCCCACGGUGGUAAGCGUCACUGCCAGAAGAGGACCUUCAAGCUCAUCGACAAGAUCUACUCCGAGUACCUCAAGCGCAACGAUAACCUCUUCGUCCUCUUCAUCGACUCCGACUGCAUUCUCGACAAGACCUGCAUUCAGAACUUCAUGUACGAGAUGGAACUCAAGCCCGGCAGCAAGAAGAACAUGUUGGCUCAGACUGGUGUCAUUACCUCCACAACCGAGAAGAACUCGCUCAUCACCCUUCUUCAGGACAUGGAAUACGUUCACGGUCAACUCUUCGAGCGUUCAGUCGAAUCCGGCUGCGGUGCCGUCACUUGCUUGCCCGGUGCCCUUACUAUGCUUCGAUUCUCCGCUUUCCGCAGGAUGGCCAAGUACUACUUCGCUGACAAGGCCGAGCAAUGCGACGACCUCUUCGACUACGGCAAGUGCCAUCUUGGUGAGGACCGUUGGCUCACUCACUUGUUCAUGAUUGGCGCCAAGGAACGUUACCAGAUCCAGAUGAACACCGGAGCAUUCUGCAAGACCGAAGCUGUGCAAACCUACCAAUCUCUGCUCAAGCAACGUCGCCGCUGGUUCUUGGGUUUUAUCACCAACGAAGUUUGCAUGUUGACUGAUAUCCGUCUCUGGAAGCGCUACCCGAUCCUCCUCAUCGUCCGCUUCAUGCAGAACACCAUCCGAACCACCGCCCUCCUUUUCUUCAUCCUGUGUAUCUCUUUGAUCACUACCUCGCAAAAGGUUGCCAACCUUCCCGUUGGUUUCAUCGCCAUCUCUCUGGGGCUUAACUGGCUUCUCAUGUUGUACUUUGGCGCCAAGCUCGGUCGCUACAAGAUCAUGCUGUACCCCCUCAUGUUCAUCGUCAACCCCUUCUUCAACUGGGUCUACAUGGUUUACGGGAUCUUCACUGCCGGUCAGCGUACAUGGGGUGGACCUCGUGCCGAUGCUGGUAGCGCCGACACCAAGACCACUCCCCAGGAGGCUAUCGAGGCCGCCGAGGCUACUGGUGACGAUCUGAACGUUGUUCCCGAGACUUUUAAGGCUGCUGCCGAGGCGCAGAAGCACCGCCCAGCCGCUAUUCCCCUCCAGCCCGGCGACAACAUCGACGGACGCUUCGCCGCCGCAGAACGCCUGCCCAACGGAUGGUACCAGCAAGGCAACGACUCUGGUCUUACGCUUCCCAACACAAUGCCCCGCAACCCCAACGUCCCUCACGUACCUCUCCACCCCCGUUCUUCCAUGGACUCCUUCGCUUCGCAAGAGACCUCCGCCGCCAACUCCAUCUACAUGCCCCGUCGUGUCGAGAGUUUCAUGGAUCCCGAGGAUGCGCGUAUCUACCACAAGACCCAGCAAACACAAAAGCCUGCCGGAGGAGCCUUCUACGAAGAGCCACGAGGAGGACCCUACGAGGUCGGCCAGGGUGCUAGCAAGGGCAUGUACAGCGAAUCUGUUGACUCCAUCGACGACGACUCGGUAUACCAGUCCAAGGGUCCGCAACGACCUGCUCAGAUGCGUACCAACAGCGACCUUGCCCACGCCCCAGCCCGCACAUCGCCGCUGUCUAACGAGCAGAAGGGCCAUGGUCUCGAGUCGCCUAAGCCUUCCUACAGCAGGACCAACAGCUCAGACCAGCGCCAGGGACGCAGCCCUCUUGCUCAGCAAUACGUUCACACCGCACCUGGUGAGGAUUAUGAGCUACAGGCCCCACAGCAAAGCAGCCUGAUGCGCGAUGUAUCACCUGCGCCGCUAGGUCAACCCACGAUGCCCGCAUCAAACCACGGACGCAGCGACUCAAGCGACUCCAAGAAGCGGAAGCGCCUCAGCAAGCAGCCCCGCAAGUAA
Alternaria incomplexa is the source of this 2574-nucleotide messenger RNA. RefSeq lists its product as uncharacterized. NCBI's taxonomy places the organism in Eukaryota, Fungi, Ascomycota, Dothideomycetes, Pleosporales, Pleosporaceae. The coding region runs from base 1 to 2574 and encodes 857 amino acids. Gene Ontology annotation, molecular function: chitin synthase activity. The transcript is spliced from 3 exons. Gene Ontology annotation, cellular component: cell periphery; cell septum. The record is from RefSeq and is a predicted model, not a curated record.